Messenger RNA from Lactuca virosa, 324 nucleotides. Lineage: Eukaryota; Viridiplantae; Streptophyta; Magnoliopsida; Asterales; Asteraceae. The record is from the annotation of a GenBank genome assembly.
AUGCUCUCACUUCUCCCUGGCCUCUGUAACAACCGACGAUAUCAGUACCUCACUUUGCAUGGACUUCCUGACUUCUCCUUCGACAACCUUAGCUCUAAUGUGUUAUUGUUAAGUUUGUUUGAGGCUUCACCACUUUCCCAAAGAAAAUUUUGUUGCAAGUGGAUUGUAUUCAAUACGAGAGAUGCAUGUAUGGAGUUUCCAUUUCAUAAGAUAGCUUUGAGAAGAAUGCAAUUAAAAAUGUUCAAAAAGUGGAAGAAUGAAUUUAUGGACCAUGAACUCAACAUGAAGUGCAGCAACAGAACACAACUAUUUAGCAACAUCUGA